AUGGUCGGUGGAUUGGCAGAGGACACGCAACAUAGUUUCGCGGUCGACUACGACAACAAUCAGUUCCUGCUGGACGGGAAACCCUUCCGCUACGUUUCCGGUAGUUUCCAUUACUUCCGCACUCCCAGGCAGUACUGAAGGAACCGUCCAAGAAAAAUGAGCGCCGCGGAACUCAACGCGGUCUCCACCUACAUCGAAUGGAGCCUUCACGAGCCAGAAUGAGGCCAGUUUAAUUGGUCCGGUGACGCGGAUAUAGUAGAAUUCUUAAGCAUCGCCGAGCAGGAAGAUCUGCUCGUGUUGUUGCGGCCGGAGCCUUACAUCUGCGCGGAAAGGGACUUGGAUAGUUUGACGUACUGGAUGCUUCGGGACGCGCCGGAUAUAAAAUUGCGCACGAAGGACGCACAUUUCGUGAGGAGCGCUGCGCUUUACUUGACUAAACUGCUAGACAAGAUAGAGCCAUUUCUCCGAGGCAGCGGAGGACCUAUCAUCAUGGUUCCGGUGGAGAACGAGUACGGGAACUUUAACGCCUGCAACGCGGAGUACCUGAGGAUCCUGAAAAGGCUCUUCCUCGACAAGAUCGGCGACAAAGCUCUUCUGUACACGACCGACGGCACGUCCGAGUCAAUGCUUCGUUGCGGUACUAUACCAGGCGUAUUCGCCACCGCCGACUUCGGCUCGGGUGCUAACGUCACCAAGGCUUUCGAGGCUUUGCGAACCAAGCAGCCGAAAGAUCCUCUGGUGAACUCCGAGUUCUAUCCGGGAUGGCUGAUAUACACAAGAGGAAGAGGAUAUAUCCCAAAAAAUUAUUUCUCAAAAAUUAGCCGAGUUCUGCUUACUACUAUUACUCUGUCUAUCGCAGAAACGAUCGGCUAUUAUUUAAUUCUCUUCUUUCUUAGCAGCUGA
Harpegnathos saltator (Jerdon's jumping ant) is the source of this 903-nucleotide messenger RNA. Its product is annotated as beta-galactosidase. Gene Ontology annotation, molecular function: hydrolase activity, hydrolyzing O-glycosyl compounds. The record is from RefSeq and is a predicted model, not a curated record. Gene Ontology annotation, biological process: carbohydrate metabolic process. NCBI's taxonomy places the organism in Eukaryota, Metazoa, Arthropoda, Insecta, Hymenoptera, Formicidae. The transcript is spliced from 7 exons.